CUUUAGGCUCAGAAAAAAAAAAGGAUGCCCGGCAGCCCCUCUACCUCGGGCCUUGGGUUGCGGAGUCAGAAUGUGGGCCUCCACCAGGCGUACGGUACUAAAGGGCGAAAGCCAGUCGUUUGAUAUCUCCUCGCACCAUUCUUCCCCUUUCCCUCCACACAGCACAACUGGAGAAAGAUUUAAAAUGGAAAAUCAGGAAUUCCGUUUUCCCUCAAGUUUUCUCAGCAACCAAACAGAAAUUUAUGAUCGAUUUGUUGCAAGUUUCUGUGAAUCUUUGCAUUCAGAAGCAAAAAUCUAGAAUACUCCAAGGCAAAAGGCAUAUGGAAGCGUAUCGUUCCUAGACAAGUCAGAUUGUCUCUCUUACAGAUCUGUGACUUGUGCUGCAGCAAAUCCAAGUAUGAAUAUCCUUGCUUGAUUUUUGAUUAACAAUAUUGAUUUUCUUGAUUAUAAUGCUCAUCAUUUUAUUUAAUAGCAUCAUGUUCCUUUCUUCUGUAUUAUUGAAAUGACUCCAUAACCAUAAGAAAGUUGCUACCUACUACAGAUUGUGGUUCAGCCUAUGUUUUUGAGUUAUGUUUAAAUUUGUGGAAUAAUUUUCAUGCCGUGGC
Rubroshorea leprosula is the source of this 605-nucleotide messenger RNA. Lineage: Eukaryota; Viridiplantae; Streptophyta; Magnoliopsida; Malvales; Dipterocarpaceae. The record is from the annotation of a GenBank genome assembly.